UUUCGCAGCAUGCUGUUACUUGCCAAUUCACACUGUUUGUGACAAAAAUUGUGGCUUCAUUUUUGGUAUACACUUCCAAUAAAACGCUAGCGCGCUCACGGCCCAAGACUUCUGGUAUAAAGAGAUCCAUAAAGUGUUUAAACAGGUAUCAUCGUCUCCCAUUUCUAAGUCGUCUAAUCAUUACUUGCAAUGGCUAUUCUCUCUGCUUUGAUUCUAGCCGCUAUCGUGACCGUGGCUCAAGCCCAGUCUCUCACUGUUGUCAACUCUUGCACCGAAUCUGUCUUCUUGAACACGGGCACCAGCUAUGGUACUAUCAACAACGAUGUCACCGUCGCUGCAGGCCAGAGUGCAAACCUAGGCAUUAGCUCUGACUGGGACGGCGCUAUCAACGUCGGUACUGGAUGCAACAGCGAUGGUUCUACGUGUACUACCGGUGGCCCUACCUGGGACGGUGUCACUCCCUUCAGCAGAGCCGAAUUCAACUUUUACGCAACUGCCGGAAGUGUGACAUAUGAUAUCUCGCUCAUCUAUGGAUAUAACGUUGGAAUGGAGAUUUCCUCCGGUGAUUCGAGCUGCGAUAAUUUCGCUUGCACAAUCUCAUCUGGCUGUCCCGUUCCUGGACCUGGAACCGACACGUGCUACUCCCCGUGCUGCUCCUCUGCGAGCGCGUGCAGCGGUGGCGCCCUUCCCGCUAGUGGAGGAGGCUGUACUAACAACGAGGGCCCUGGCCCCAACAGUGCUUUCUACUAUGACACUUGUUAUAAUGCCUAUGCAUUCCCUGACAAUGACGGCUCUAAUGGCUAUACUCCUGCUGACUUGGUCGUUUAUACUUGCGGCAACACCGAUAUCACUCUUACUCUGUGCUCUGGCACAACUUCUGACUACACCGACUAAAUAUAGGCAGUGAAUGACCGUUUA
Molecule: messenger RNA, 918 nt
Organism: Suillus subalutaceus
Lineage: Eukaryota; Fungi; Basidiomycota; Agaricomycetes; Boletales; Suillaceae
Product: Osmotin thaumatin-like protein
Exons: 5
Coding region: 190-894 (234 amino acids)
Source: RefSeq, a predicted model, not a curated record